Leptopilina heterotoma is the source of this 566-nucleotide messenger RNA. Its product is annotated as cysteine-rich venom protein 6-like. NCBI's taxonomy places the organism in Eukaryota, Metazoa, Arthropoda, Insecta, Hymenoptera, Figitidae. The transcript is spliced from 3 exons. Bases 108 to 374 code for a protein of 88 amino acids. The record is from RefSeq and is a predicted model, not a curated record.
UAAAAAUCGAUUUAAAAUUGAAAAUACUCAGUCGUGUUUGAAACUUCGAAUCAUAAGGACGAAAUUUUCUUGUCUUGAGAAAAAGAGAAAAUAUAAUAAACAAUAAAAUGUCACAUUCAUUUGUUAUUUUAUUUGUUGUAUUGGUUGCAUCUGCAAUUACAAUAAAUGCACAACUUUGUGGAGAAAAUCAAGUUUGGGUUGAUUGUGGUUCUGGUUGUCCACCAAGAACUUGUGAAAAUCGAAAUAGUCCACCGCCUAGGAUAUGCCCUGCAGUCUGCAGAGUUGGCUGUUUUUGUGGUGCAGGCUACAUUCAACGAUCUCGAUCAGAUGACACAUGUGUACGAAUAAAAGAUUGUCCACCAAUUAGACAAUAGAUUUUUAAAAAAUUAUAUUUUUAUUAAAUUUUAAUUCUUAUAAAUGCGUAAUUUUAAUAAACUGAAAAUUAUAAUAAACUAAAAAUUAAAAUAAACUGAAAAUUAUACUGUAUUAUAAAAAUUAUAUAAUGAAUAAAAAGAAUGUAAACUACUAAAACUUACUGAAUAAAUUUUUUAAGUCGUUGCAUUGAA